AUGGACCCUAGUGAACAAGAUGCUCUUAAUAGGAUUGAGAAAUCCGUCUACAGAACUGCCUUCAAAUUAAGAUCCAUGCAAACUCUUUGCCAGCUGGACUUGGUGGACAGCUCCUUGAUUCAGCAAGUUCUAUUGCGUGGACGAUUCGGGGAAGGCAUGGAGACCUCCCUUUCCAUGCAGCAGCUUUUUCAGGAGCUCCAGGAGCUGUUUCAGAGAACCGGGAUGGGAAACGCAACACAAGUGCAUUCAAGAGCUCCUGAACUCACUCUGAGUCUUCUCGCAGCCAUGUAUGACAGCACGGGAUCGGGCAUUCUCAAGCUUCGGCCUGUGGCUGCUGCACUGGUUGCCCUCUCCGGGGACAGCCCUCUUACGAAGUACAGAGCUUUUUUUCAGCUCUACGCAGAAAACAACAGGAGAGGUGAUGAUUCCCGAGCCCGCAUGACUCGGAGGGUCUUGAGAGCCUUACUAACAGAUCUACAGCAGAUCCCAACUGUCGUGGGAGAGAGCUGCGCUUUGUGUCCCGUGGAAAGUGCUAUCCACAGUUGCUUCCGAGGGGUGUUGAGUACUGGAAUCAAGGAAGAGAAAUUCUUGUCUUGGGUACAGUCUGAGCCUCUUAUCCUUCUGUGGCUCCCAACCUGCUACCGACUGUCUGCCUCAGGAACCGUCACUCACCCCGUGCGGUGCAGUGUAUGCAAAACCUUCCCAAUCAUAGGACUGAGAUACCGCUGUCUGAAGUGUCUCAACUUUGACAUCUGCCAGCUGUGUUUUGUAUCUGGUCUCCACAGCAAAUCCCACCAGAAGUCACACACAAUGAUGGAGGACUGUGUCCAGAUAUCAGCAAAGGAGAACACAAAGCUCCUCCUCAGGAGCCUCAGAAACAGCCUGCCCCAGAGACGUGACAGGAUAGGAGCCCGGGGAAGACAGUGGCUGCUGGACCAGCUGGCUCCAAGUGACACAGCUACCCACGCACAGGCCAGGCUCCUUAGAAAACAGUUAAAUAGAUACAAACACAAAUUGCAAGGCACAUACACCUUACAAAAGGCCCAGAACUGCAUAUUUGAAAGGAAGAUCCGGGAGCUCGCAACCAACCAGGAUAAGCUAUGGACCAAGCUACAGCAGAUGAGACAAGACCUACAGGCUAUAUUGCGCCCACACUGUCCUUCAUCUUCAUCUCAAAACACGGCCUCCAAGAUUGAUGAUUCUUUACACGGUGAUGGGCUAUGGAGAGUAGGAGACUCUUCCCACAUCAAGAGUGUCAUUAGGUACGGUCCGGAAUUGGAACUUCUCCCUAACUCUGCCAAGGCUGACAGAAAUCACAAACGUCAAACAAGUUCAGGGAAAGAUCUGCCGGACUCUGAACCCCCAGAAACCAUUUUGCAAAGCCCCAGGACACAAGGCCACCCACAAAAGAUGCUAAAGGAACUCCGUACUGCCCCAUCUGCCUGCCAGGAGGGACUGCAGGACAAUCCCCAGAUUCCUCCUGCUGAUGCCAGAAGCUCUGCUGUGGCACCUUCCACAGAGAAAGAGACAAACCAUGUCAGUGAAAGGAGGAACAACCUGCAUGAACAGGAGCUGCAAACGCUGUUGUCCAGACUCCUGGAUGCCUUCGACCUAGACACGCCAUCAGGUCCGCAGCCUUCAGUGGACAUGGAGCUGUACAGUAGAGCUGAGCAGGUGUGCAGGGCUUUCUCUGCCCUUGUGGAUCAAAUCACCUUACCCAGCUUGGAGUGAAAAGGCAUCCAGACUAAAAGGCCACUUGGUGUAAAUGACAAAACCUUUAUUCAAAAUUCAACUUUAAAAGAAUUAAGCCUU
This is a messenger RNA of Peromyscus leucopus (white-footed mouse), 1812 nucleotides long. It is a transcript of the gene Dytn, whose product is annotated as dystrotelin. NCBI's taxonomy places the organism in Eukaryota, Metazoa, Chordata, Mammalia, Rodentia, Cricetidae. The transcript has 12 exons. Gene Ontology annotation, cellular component: plasma membrane. Gene Ontology annotation, molecular function: zinc ion binding. Gene Ontology annotation, biological process: synaptic signaling. Bases 1 to 1731 code for a protein of 576 amino acids. The record is from RefSeq and is a predicted model, not a curated record.